Dinoponera quadriceps is the source of this 1296-nucleotide messenger RNA. Its product is annotated as guanine nucleotide-binding protein subunit beta-like protein 1. Bases 191 to 1156 code for a protein of 321 amino acids. Gene Ontology annotation, molecular function: protein binding. NCBI's taxonomy places the organism in Eukaryota, Metazoa, Arthropoda, Insecta, Hymenoptera, Formicidae. The record is from RefSeq and is a predicted model, not a curated record. The transcript is spliced from 4 exons.
ACCUCCAUUAUUAUUUUGCGGCACGUUUCUGUCAUCUAUGGUCCCAAGUCCCUGGCGGGAAUAGAAAACAAACCUAUAAUCUAACUUGUAGAAAGUUUAAUGUAUCGUUAUUGUAGUUUGUUAUGACAGCAUUCCGUAUUUUAUUCUGCCUACUUUUACGCUAAAUUGUAAAGGGAACAAGAUAGCAACGAUGCCUGCCCCUCCACCGGACCCCAAAUUUUUGUUGCGCGGCGAUAUGGGUGAAAAUGUACACAGUUUGUUAUUUUCGAUUAAUUCUAAUAUGGAACAUCUUUAUGCUGGCGAUGGGAAAGGCACAGUUCAUAUUUGGGAUUUAAAGAUAAAUAGGAUAAAAAGUCGAUUAUCAGAUGGAGACAGCCCAUGUUUUAAUUUGCACUCAACUAGUGAAGCUGACUUAAUAGUACAACGGAGACAUGGUAUAAUCGAUAUAUAUAACACAAGCGAAUCAAAUUGGAUAUUAAAUAAGAGUGUUAACUAUAAAUAUUGCAGUUUCUGCAGAUCUCAGUUAUUGCCUGAGAAGGAUGCAAUAUUGAUCCCGCUUGAUUCCUCGGUAGUAGGGAUGUUAUCAUUGAAAACUCUCAAUGUAGAAUCGACAUUAGAUCCUUCCAAACUGUCCUACCAUAACCAGUUAGGUACGGUGAUGGCAGUAAAACCACUAAGACACAUGAAUGAAUUGAUUCUAAUUGCUUAUGAAGGUGGACAAUUAUUAUUGUGGGAUAUGAAAAAGCAUGAUGUCCUUAGUUCUCUUAAUGUAGAACACUUUCCAAUGACUUUCGAUUUUGAUGUCUCUUUAAUGCAAGGAAUUCUUGGUAGUGCGUCAGACAAAUUGGAGAUUUUUGGAAUGUCGCCGAGUCAUGCUUUAUCUCACAAGUCUACAAAAAAUUUGAGUAAUGUUUCUGGCAUAUCCGUGCUCUCCGUAAGACCAGAUAAGAAGAUAGUUGCAGCCGGUUGUUGGGACGGACGCAUGAUGUUAUUCUCAUGGAAAAAAUUGCGGCCACUUGCGAUAUUAAAGGAACACAGGGAAAGCAUAUACGAUAUUGCUUAUUCGAAUCGUGAAGUUGAGGCUUAUGAUACUAAAUGUUUAAUGGCAGCAACAGGCAAAAAUGGCUAUAUAUCUCUGUGGGAUAUAUAUAAUUAAAUUGUAAAUAUAUACAUAUAGUGUAUUUGUAUAAAAAAUGUAUAUAAAUUUUUAUAUUAUAUAAUUAAGCAGUCUAUCAAAUGUUUUCUAUGAUGAUGCGUAUAUUGAAGGAAAAAUUGAAGGGAAAUUAUUGUAUUUAU